GUUUUUUCCAACCUCACUAAAGGGGGUCGCGCUCAACUGGUACACCCAGCAUCCUGCUGAGUCAAUUGACAGCUUCAACACUCUAGUCAGGCGAUUCACGGUGCAGUAUGCAACGAUCCGGCCUCACCACAUCACUUCAGCUGCCCUGGCCAGUCUCAAACAGAAUGAUGACGAGCCACUCCGGGCGUUCAUGGAGCGAUUUGCCGCCACCUUGGUCAAGAUCAGAAAUCUGAAACCCGAGGUCGCCCUGCAUGCCAUGCUCAUGGCCCUCAAGCUCGGACCCUUCAUCGACAGCUUGUGUCGUGAGGCUCCUCGCGACAUGGACGAGCUCCGCGCUCGUGCUGCGGGCUACAUCUAG
Messenger RNA from Cajanus cajan (pigeon pea), 358 nucleotides. RefSeq lists its product as uncharacterized. NCBI's taxonomy places the organism in Eukaryota, Viridiplantae, Streptophyta, Magnoliopsida, Fabales, Fabaceae. The record is from RefSeq and is a predicted model, not a curated record.